This is a messenger RNA of Cladophialophora carrionii CBS 160.54, 1233 nucleotides long. RefSeq lists its product as uncharacterized. The record is from RefSeq and is a predicted model, not a curated record. NCBI's taxonomy places the organism in Eukaryota, Fungi, Ascomycota, Eurotiomycetes, Chaetothyriales, Herpotrichiellaceae. The transcript is spliced from 2 exons. Bases 1 to 1233 code for a protein of 410 amino acids.
AUGGCAAUGGAAUAUAUCAAUUACAUCAAAGCCAAAGCCCGUCUUGCGACGGCACGCAAGUCUGAGGCGCCUGUCUUAUCGGAGGAGGAUGAGAAAUUUCUCGAUCACAUAACCUCGCAGGAAAAUCCACCUCCACUCCCAGCACGGCCUGAUGUGCCCACAGUAGUGAAGGAUGCGCAGCUUGCUCUUAUGGAUGGCGCACAGAACGUCCCGUUGCCUCCUGGGACACCAUCCGAACUUGCUGAAGAGCCUGAUAUGAUUCAGGAUGACGACCAGCAGCUCGCACCAGAGUCGAGAUCGAGAAAAGCAUGGAGCUGGCUCAGACGCGACAGUCGAGAUGCAAAGCGCCAGUUGAAUGAAGCUACUGCUGCUGGAUUGGACGAUAUCGCCGCGGACCUCAAGAGGCGUGAAGCUGAAGACACUGAUGAAGAGAAGCAAGCGAAGAAGGAGGAAGAGGACAUGACUAUCAUGCUCGAACGACUCAACCUUGCUGCCGUCAAUAAUCGCGUCUUCUCAAUUAGCGACGAAACCCAGGAGCUCUUGCAGAAGUUCAAUCUUGUGUUCAAGGACCUCAUCAAUGGCGUUCCCACAGCGUACGAUGAUCUAGAGAAACUGUUGACCAAUAGCGACAGGCAGCUGCAAAGCACCUUCAACUCUCUCCCAGGCUUCCUCCAGAAACUCAUCGAGCGGCUUCCCGAGACGAUGACCAAGGGUUUCGCACCCGAGAUAAUGGCCGCAGCAGCUGAGAGAGCGCAGAAAAGCGGCGUCAACAUGGAAAACGCCGGGAAAGCGGCUGCUGCCGCAAAGAAGAUGGGCUUCAAGACACCAUCGCUCAAAGAGCUGGUUGGUAAGCCAACUGCCAUAACGGCCACGCUAAGAUCGAUUAUGAACUACCUCCGCGCGAGGUUCCCUGCCUUCAUGGGGGUCAAUGUGUUGUGGUCUCUGGCAAUGUUCGUACUUCUAUUCGUCUUCUGGUACUGUCACAAACGCGGCCGCGAAGUCAGGUUGGAGAAAGAACGACAGCUUACAGAAGAGGAGAUGCAGAAGCUAGACGUGGAAUACAGGGCAGAGCAUCCAGAUGAACGUCCGACAACGACUGCCGACAAAGGAGCAUCCAUCGAAGACGUGAAGGCUGGGAUUCAAGAGGUAGAAGCUGCGAAGCAAGCGACUGAGGUGCCUGAGCAGCCCGUCCAAGUGGAGCCUAAGCCCAUUCCUCCAACCACGGUACCAUGA